Molecule: messenger RNA, 1489 nt
Organism: Daucus carota subsp. sativus
Lineage: Eukaryota; Viridiplantae; Streptophyta; Magnoliopsida; Apiales; Apiaceae
Product: pelargonidin 3-O-(6-caffeoylglucoside) 5-O-(6-O-malonylglucoside) 4'''-malonyltransferase
Exons: 1
Coding region: 50-1375 (441 amino acids)
Source: RefSeq, a predicted model, not a curated record
UAAAUUUAGUACAUUUCAGAGCUAGCUAUUCCCAGAGUUGAAAAACAAGAUGAAAGUUGAAGUCCUGUCAAGAGAGCUCAUAAAACCAUAUAUAUCUACUCCAUCCAAUUUACAACACUACCGCAUAUCAUUACUAGAUGAGCUUUCCCCAACGAUGAAUAUUCCCACAAUUUUAUACUACACUGAUAUUCAGAGUAGUAACCACUUGAAAAUUUCACUAGCAAAGGUUUUGACUAGAUUCUACCCUUUAGCAGGAAGAUACGUGAAGGAGGCUUGCAUGGUUGAUUGUAGUGACCAAGGUGCUGAAUUUGUGGAAGCCAAGGUUGACAUUCGAAUCGAGGAUCUUAUCAGCCAAGGGAAGGAUUUGAAGGUUGAGCUGCUUAAUUUGUUGAUUCCUCGUCCAAUUGGUGCAGUUGAUGAGGUUAGUGAUCCUUUGCUUGCUAUACAAGUAAGUACAUUUGCCUGCGGCGGGCUUGCCAUUGGGCUGAUGAGUUCUCACCGCGUUGCUGACAUGGCAACCACCAGCAAUUUCAUUACUGAGUGGGCACUUCAUGCAAAGAUACAUGGUCGUGAAGAUUGCUUGUCAAUGUCACCGAGAUGGAACUCAGGCCUGUUGUUCCCGGGAAAACACUUUGCUCCACUUCAUUUAGGUCUUUCCAGGUCCGAGGAAAAAUUCGAGGUUCAUAAGGUUAUUACAAAGGUGUUUCACUUUAGCAAGAGCGCGAUUUCAAGAAUUCAAGAGAAGGCUAGAGGAAACAGCUUGAGUGAGAAGCUGCCAACAAGGGUGCAAUGUGUGGUAGGACUACUAGGGAAAGCUAUUAUCGAUUCGCAUGUUGCUAAUCCUGCAAACCCUAGAGAGUUCUUGAUGUCUCAGAUACUGAAUUUGAGGGGAAGAACGAUUCCUCCACUGCGAAAAAGCCAGUGUGGGAAUCUCUACUUAACUGCUUUCGUUGAAUCCGUUGCAGGUGAAGGAGGGGUGGAAUUUCAAAGCCUUGUCGAUAUGCUUUCAACGUCUGUGAAGAGUGGAAUAGAGGAAUGUAAAGAUGCACUCUCAACUGGGGAAGAAGGACAAAUGAUGGUAGCUAAAAAUUUCCAUGAUUUCAAAGAUUCUAUAACGAACCCCGGAAGUUUUUGUGCGGGUUGUUUUAGUGACUUGUCGAAAUUUCCAUUUUACGAAGCUGAUUUCGGGUGGGGGAAGCCUGUGUGGGUGAGUAUGGCCAACAUUCCGGUGAGUCAUGGGUGUUUUCUGUUGGCUGACGAAUCAGGCCAAGGGAUGGAAGCAUGGAUAGGUUUGAAUGUGAAUGACAUGUCUAAGUUGGAAAUGGAUGGCAACAUUAUGGAAUUUACUACUCAGGGAAUGGGCAGAAUUGACUAAUUCUCGAUUUGGUGGCUUGUUUGUUAUUUAUUUUACUUUUCUAAUAUAUGAACUCAACCUAUUGUUGUUUGAUGAAUGUGUGUUAUUCUCGUAUUGGAAUAAAUAAAUUUUUAU